UUCAUAUCAGCCAAAAAGACAAAAGUCCCUUAGAACUACUGGCAAUAAAAACGUCAAUACCCAGCAUAUUUUCGUAUGGUUUGGAUAGUCUGCAAAAUCCAAGCUGUGAAGGUGAUAUUUUCAACAUCCACACUACAUCUUCAAAUGUGAUCUUCAACUGGACACUAACACCCGAUGGCAAAAACACUUAUUCUAACGUUUCAUUUCGAAUCAACCACAAAGCAGAAGACAAUCUUUCGAUUCAUCGAGCAAUAUUCACGUAUACUAUAUCAUCCGAAUGUCGUCUUUACUUGCGUCGGCAAUCAGUCACAUUAAGCAAUAACGACUUGCCAGCAUUUUCGGAUUGCCGAAUUUGGUUUCCUGCGCCCAAUGAUGGGCAUGGACUGGUUGCAGAACUGGUUCGGCUGAACAUUCCUUGCACCAAGGGAUACGUGCAUUUUACUGGUCCCAACCAGACCCAGUUUCACCAAGGAAGGAUGUCUCAUAAACUAUGUGGUAAAUUAGAGGAGCUAGCCGAGCCAGAACGGAACAUUUACUUUCCAGAAACCAGCAAAUCGCAACCUUUUAUGCAUGUGCACGGAAAUCCCACUUUUUCCAUUUUGUACCGUCUAGUGGACUACUGCUAUAACAUCACUUUCAUUAACCGUGUUGGGGAAGUAGAACUGAAGCCGACGAACCGGCUCCAGUGCACGUUCAGGAUAUACAUGCCCUAUGGGAAUAGGGUUGCACUCAAAUUGCAAAUUGGCGACAGUGCUGCAAAAGAAAAAACGGACACUUUGCUCAACUUCCAAGACCUAAAAAAUGGAAUCAGCCCAUGCGACGGCCUACUAACCGAGAUCCAUGAUGGUGACGCCCAUUGGAGACGGUGCACAAAAAAGGGCGACCAGGAGCGGCAAAUCGAUAUUCUCUCGAAAGAGAACAAAAUAGUCUUGAAGGUGGUUCAAGAGUCCGAAACGUCGCAGAGCUUGUUAAAGUUGAGAAUGUCCUAUCGGGCUGAACCUGUUGAAGCAAUUGUGGGGUUGUGCGAGUUCGGAUGGGUGGCAAUGCGUCAAUUUUGUGUUACGGUGGUCGAUACUUUCAAACUGUCCUGGACUCAGGCGGAGAGUGAGUGCAUGAAACGUGGAGGACAUUUAGUGAGUGUGAGGAGCGAACGGGACCAGAGGACAAUAAAUCUGAUGCUUUCCAAUAGCCCCAGAUACCGCGAUAGCAACGCUUACUGGAUUGGUGCCUCUGAUAAAACACACGAAAGCGAUUUUCGAUGGUCAGAUGGACUCACUUUUUCCUAUACGAAUUGGUUUCCAGGAUGGCCUCAACACCAACAUUACAACAAGCAACCCAACGACGAUGGCUUAAGCGAGCAGGACUGCGUGGAGGUUCGAAGAACGUACACUUUGCCUUCUACUUCGGUCAGUUUAGCUCCUGGAUUUAUGUGGAAUGACCGCGACUGUGCCACACUUAAUUACUUCAUUUGCGAAAAGUUACAAAAUGAUGAGCCAUUGGAUGAAAUUUGGUCUCCCGAUUGCAAUCGGACUCUGAGACUUUCCAGACAGGCUCCGAGGGCAGCUAUAUCGAGCCCCGGAUUUCCCAGACAGUAUCCUGAUAAUGCAGAUUGCGAUACGAACAUUAUUUCCCCAUCAGGAUAUAGAAUAAUUCUGGAUUUUGAUGAGUUGGUCAUCGAGAAUGAGCCAAGUUGCAGCUACGACUAUUUGGAGAUCAUUGAACGAUCCGCGAAUGCAUUAGCUUCGAACGUGUCCAAUUUGGGUCGACGUCUCUGUGGCGACUGGAGCACGAAGCUGAAGCUGUUACGCUACGUCAGCCAGAGUUCACGUCUGACUCUGCGUUUUAGUUCAGACUACAGUCACCACUUUGGCGGCUUCAAAGCUCGAGUUUCGAUGGAAAAUGCCAUGCAGUGUGGCGACGAUCGGCUCCACAUGUUCAACGACGCCUGUUACUUAGUGGUUAAUUAUCCAGAGGUAACGUGGCCUACAGCUCAGCAAAUUUGCCGAGGCAUGAAAGCUCUAUUGGCGUCCAUUGUCACACCCGAAGAGGGAAGAUUUAUAACCACCAUCAUAAGAAAGAACUCCGAAUAUAGAACGAGCGCUCUUUAUUGGUUAGGAGGAAAAGCAGACCCAGCUGCGGACUUUAAGUGGAUGGAUGGAAGUUCAAUGGAUUUUCAAGGGUGGAUUCCGGGCCAAAAACCGUCCGAGAAUGACCUGCUGGACACUGGACAAGAUGCGAGAUGUAUCGGAGUUCAGUGGACUCCUUCACCAACUCAACUUAUGCCUAGUGGUCUCUAUUGGAAGUCUCGGAGAUGCAGCCAAGUAGGAGGAUACGUUUGCAAAAAAAAGCGACAACUUUUGGAUUCAUCGAUCGACUUCAGUAAAACCAUAGAAAGCUCGGGGGGAACGUUGACCACUCCGAAUUAUCCUGAAAAUUAUUAUAACAACUUAGAUUUUUUAGUAAAAAUUAUUGGUCCAGAGAGAACGAGACUGAAAAUAAGAUUCUCUAAAAUCGACAUCGAAUUGCAGUUGGAAUGUCUCUACGACUACGUCGAACUGAAAUCGGUUUCCAGGGGGGACAAAAAGGUCCAGGAAGACGCCAGCAGGUUUUGCGGCACCCACGCUAAACAAAUGGAACGGUUUGACUUCGUUUCUCAAAACAACGAAGCGGAAGUGAAGUUUCAUUCGGAUUAUUCGGUCACCGGAAGCGGUUUUUCGUUGACAUGGGUAGCAGUGGACGUAUCAGCAUGUCCCACUCAAACUUUAACUGCCCGCGAAGGGGUCAUUUUCAGCCCGAACUAUCCAGAUUUUUUACUCGCUCAUCUUGACUGCUCCAUCCUCAUCCAGGCACCUCCGGGAAAACGAAUUUGGCUCGAAUUCACGGACGUCGACCUCGGUCACAACAAUUCGGAAGUGAUAAAUAACAGCAACAAGAAAGAAGCCUCCAUCGAAAUGCAACUGGGCAAAAACCUGAACAGUUUCAAGCCUUUCCAGAUGAGGGAACUUUUAACGGAUGGCAAUUUUAUUUCGUUGGACCAAUUCAUGAACAUAAGACUUCAAACUGGAAAGCAUGCAAUAGGCAGAGGAUUUCGUGCGUCAUAUAGAACCUCUGACGAAGGAUCUAUUGAAGAAAAGAUAAUUUUUCUUGAAAGCAACACUUCGGGUUUUCUUCAGCAUUUAAACUUUCCUCAACGGUCUCCUCCAAAUCUUGACUUCUUGCAACGUUUCAUUGCACCACCUGGUUAUGUGAUUUCCAUGGAGUUUCAUGCAGUAAAACUGAGUCAUUUGGAAUGCAGCAAUGAGAAUGGACUUAUAGAAGUAUUUGAUAGUUAUUCCGAUGCCAAUGGAACGCUUUGGAAAAUGUGCCGUCAAGCCAUCGAUGAACAACGAGAAGACGAUGGGCCUUUUACCAGUCCGGCUAUUUUUAUAAAAUCUUUCCUCAACUCAAUUCAGCUACGACAGAAAAGUGGGAUUCUGGGCAGUCCUUUAAAUGGCACCCUUAAAGUACUGCCCGAUGACCAAUACAAGAAGAAACUCAUCAACUGCGAGCAUAAAAAUGUUGAAUCUUGCAACCCCAAUCCAUGCCAGAAUGAGGGAAAAUGCACGAAUAAGAAAUCGAACAAAAUUUGCCAGUGCAUUGGCCAUUUUACAGGAUUAUUUUGUGCCAUCACGCAAUGCGAUUUAGAGCCAUGUGUGUUUGGAAGCUGCGAGCUUACCAACACCAGUUAUAAAUGCCAUUGCAACAGUGGCUACGUGGGACCAACCUGCGAGCAAAAAAAGAAACCCUGCGAAAGCAACCCUUGCGAAAGUCGAGGCAGUUGCAUCGAGAAGGGCAACGGGUUCCUCUGUAGAUGCCACGCUUGGUGGGAAGGUACCAAGUGCGAGAAACGCAUGCUACACAUUCCGUUUACACCAUUAAGUGAGCGAAUGCUCCAUGAGCCUUUCUGGCUCGGCCUGAUGACGGUCUUCGUUGUGCUGGGAGUCAUCGGAUUGGUCUGGUGUGCGAAAAGGCAUUUUCCCGAAAAAAUCGAAAAACUGCUAGCAGAGGACAGCAAUCGAAGCAGAAUUCACUCAUUGCGUAGUACAUCGGUACGAGAGCAGCUAGCUGCAGCUUCGGGUGCAACAGCUGCAGUCCUGGCUGCAGCAACACCCUCCCCAGGACCGGCGCAGGGACGGUCGAUCUUUGGCCGUUUGGGUAUUCGCAAGCCAUCCAUCCUCAGCCUGACCAGUCCACACGCGAGCUGUGGUGCAGGCGGUUACUCGCCCGCUACGGCCCGAACUUUUAGUUUGGAUGAUUUACUUAAACCUCCCCCGAGACGUAGCCCAUCACCCAAAAAGAAGCGGAACAACUCAACUCCCACCAAGAAGAAUGUAGCCGAAAAGAAGCAAAUCCUCCAACAUCUCAUCUCGCCCGUAAACAAGCACCUGUCGAAGCGGGUCAGUUUAGGCGAACUGAUCCAGAUGAGUGAACACAAAACCAGCGGUAUUCAGUCAGCCCCUUCGGUAAUUAUUAAGGAGACGAAAUUCUCUGACAACGAUCCAGCUUUGGCAGCGUUAAACGAUCCCAAACUGGAAAAGAAAGUCACUUUUGCUCGCUUGCUUAAUAAAGUGAGUGCGGAGAUGAGUUCGGGCUCGGACAUGGAAAUGGGCAUCAUGCAGACCAAUCGUCUGGGUUGCAUUUUUCCCAGGGCUUCCAGCACUCCUCCAUCACCUAGCGUGAUUAACAGAAGUCCGAACAGUACAUCAAGUAAUCAAGGUAAAGGAAGCGCUUCAUUCACCAGCUCCGACCUAGCAAUUCCUAGCGCUUUAAGUGCAAGCGCCUCCGAUCUGUUGAUCGCCAGACGUCAAAACAAGAAUCCAAUAGGCAAACAGAAGCCAGCGAGUGCCGAUUCCAUUCUCGCAAUGUUCCGCAAUUUUUCUUCAAGUUCUGCAGGAGCUAAUUUGCCUUCGUCGCUUAAGCUUUCGCCUUCUUCCACACCAACUGCUUCAAGUCCUCACGAUGAUAUUGUAGGCGACGAUGAAUCGUCGUCUUCCUCCGUGCAUACUCCGGUAUCUUUCUCCAGUGGAGCACCUGAAAGUCCAAUAAUGCACCAUGUUUUCAACCAGAGUACCAUCGAGGUUCCGGUCCUGGAUCCGAUAAGUGCACAUCGAUCGCCUGGCGGUGGAACCAACUUGCUGCAUCCACCAACGAUAUUACUAGAGAUUCCUAGCACAAUCAAUAAGUGCCUUUCUCCCAUUCGGGAGCUGCCGACGCCUCUGCCAUCACCAAUGCCUUCGCCAGCAAUUACGCCCAUCAUGCGCAGAAGUCAGUCACCGAUAGCUAGAAGAGCUGCGGCUCAAAUUUCCGCAUCUUCGCUUGAUGACUUGGAUAACAGCGAUGAUAAGAUAUCCAUGGAAAUUCCCAAUAUUUCCAUAAGUGGUAGCGAUGACGAGGACUUGAGGUGUCCAGACAUCGCAAUCGAUCCUCAGGCUGAAGAUGGUCUUAUUUUUGAGGAAGCAGCUGCUAUGCAACAUAGUGCCUUAUAUAAGAUAAAGAAUCGCCCAUCUCCACUAGUGCACAUCAACGACCAACCAAAAAGCCCCAACAGCGUCCCACCCUUAGUUAUUCCGACAUUAACCAUCGAAACACCAUCACCAACUCGUAAAACACCCACUUUACUGAUUCCGGGAUCACCACCGCCUCAACGGUCGCACCCGCACCACCAAGAAAGCGCCUUCCAGUUUCCUACCGGCACCAAGUCGGGCCGAAGAAUGUUCAAGGACUUCGAAAAACCAACUUCACUAGACUUGCCAUGUGCACCUCCUCUUAUAACAGUCACUUGCAAUAUGAGUGAAGCUGAAUCGGAUAUUGAGUCAAUAUCGCCAGCUGUGAAGCUUUCAGGGCGGGGCGGAGCUUCGGGCGGGAUGAGCUACUUAAGUCCAUUUUCAAUGGCACAUCGAGCAGAGCAACACGCGUCUGAGUCCAACCUCAGCUCUUCAGGGUACAGUUCGAUGGCUAGCCCAGGACCUUCUAGAUGUGGGUCUAGCAAUCCUCUAUGUCCAUCGGAGAUGGAAGAUCCAGGACCGCCUGGAUCGGGCCAUUGCCUAAGAAGACAAUCACUUACUCCUGUUCGCAGACCUAAUUCGAACUGCGGAAACGCUGAUAAUACCAGUGGGCAAGGGGACCAACGAAGGGGACGUUCCGACUCGGAAACACUUUCAGAUGACCCGCUGUUAGAGUCGAAUGAUGAGGGAAUUGGAACUGAUCAUAUAGACGAAAAGAUUGAUGAUGGUGAAGUGAAAAGUGCAAAAGAUCUGGAGGUAUUCAUGACAGUUGAAACCAGCGACACCAAGUCGUUGCUUCUAGAUUUGCCUGUGGUUACCAAUUUGAACACUCCACGAGUUGCAAAAUGUGUUACCGUAGACAGCACGAUCGACCGACUGAUUCCUCCUCUAACGACAUCGAUUAGCAAAAACUCACUGCAACUUCCUUCUAUAGUUGUUCAAUUGGACGCUAUAACUGGUGAAAAAUAUUUGAGCCCCAUGAGCUCUCGCAGUGAGAGCCCUUUGAGCGACCGCACAUCUGGGAUGGGUCGCUUUUCGCCAUUAUUCUAUGGGAAGAAUAAAGACUUGCUGCCAUUCACCGACUCGGACGGACUGUACGACUUUCCCAGCUCCGACAAAGUGAAUGUGACCACAAGCUGUCAACAUAAGAAGAUAGGCAGGAAAAGAGACAAACGUGCUCUACGCAGCUGUAAAACCCCCAGCCCGACUAAACAGCAGCAGAACCUGAGCUGGCACAAUCACUUAGAUGUACCAAGUAGUAAGGACCCAUUUUAUAAAGUUCCACCUCCACGGAAACUUAGCCCCAAGCGAAGAUUGGCUAGAACGCAAGUAGUCAGUUCGUCAUCGAGUUCGGACAGCAUCACUUCUACAAGGGAAGUGUUGAAACAUUCAUCAUCCAGUCCCAGUCCCGAUACAAUAAGAUGGUCGUCUCCCAUUGGCUGGACCGAUCAGAAACACCCAAGAUUGGAUGCCACCAAUGAAGACAAGGACGAUUCCAAUCCGAACUCACCAAUGUUGUCUAGAUCACUGGAAUUUGCCAAAAAGCAACCGAAAUAUCAAAAGAUUAGCCGACUUAGAGCCAUUAGUAAUCAGAUUAGAUUCUUAAAGCGACUGGAACAAAGCCUGAAAAGGCGUGAACGUACAGCCAGUCCAGACACCGAUAGUUUCGACAGCGAAGAAGAAUCACCAAUGGUGACCUCACCAUUGCUGCAUCAGUCCAAAGGGCCGAAAGUGGAAAUUCGGAAAAGCAGCAGUAUCGGAAAACUGCAGUCAAGCACGGGUCUUAACAGUAGAACCAAUAAAGGCACGAAAUACAAAGCGUGGGAUUCGUUGCAAGAGCGAAAUCGGGCCACAGAGAUUGGGAUAAACUAUGGGCAGCUGCAAAAAAGGCUUGUAAAUGAGACUGAUUUUUCUACUAUAACUAAGUAGUAUUUGACUUGUUCUUAUGUACGAGUAUAAAUAUGUACAUAUUGCGUUUGAUUCCUAUGUAAAAAUUCUUUCCAAGUGCACUCUUUCCUUAAAGGAAUAUAGGUCUAGCCUUUAACCAACUGUUCGUGCUCUUGCAAAGUUGACAAGUUCAAAAGAAGAAAUAGUUUAAAAGAAAUAAACGAAUCAACAGUUGUUCUCAUCAGCUAACGUUUGACCUGAACUUUAAAGACUUCAACCACACUUUGCAAAUGCACAUCUAGAAUUUUUUUAAAAUAUGCAAUAUUAUACUACUAAAUGCGAUAAGAAAUAGCGUAGUACUUCAUUAUGUUGACGAUUUCGCUUAAAAUAGUAACACAACUAUGGCUCGUGAUCAACAAAAUAGCAUCGGAAAACUGCAAAUUGAGUCUCUAAAAGAAAAUCAGAAAUUGAUCAUUAAGAACAGUAUGAGGAUAUGACUAGUAGCAAAUGUAUAUGGCUAAUUUAAAAAAGAUUUUAAAAAAUCCAAGUAAACCUACAACAGUUCACGAUACAAGUACGUAGUUGUGUUAUAAUUUUUCAUUUCUGCAUACUUGAAGAAAACCCAACACAUCAUUGGAAAAGGUCCACACAGUGUGGUAUAUAGAGACAAAUUCAUGAUUAUUGAAAGUGUUUUCAAAUGCGUAACUUUUUAUAUUAGUGCAGUUUAAAGCUCCAUAUUUGAUUGUAUUUUCACUUCAUUGUAUGUAAACUUAAAUUUAGUUGUUGAAGGAAAAUACGCCUUUCUAGAGACAACUUGCAGAUUAAUUGAAUUAGGGUUCAAUCAAGCAACAUCCGAAAUAAGGUUGUUUAAAGAGCUAUUGUAAAAUAAUUUAUUAUUUUUAUCUAUCAGUCUGAUGCAUUUUAUUUUAAUUAUUUAUUAUAAUUCGAGCGGAACUUAUAUUCGGGCACCUUGAUCAGGAAUUAAGUUCAAUUUAUCUGAAAAUAAAACAAGGAACUUAAGAUUCAAUUUAAAAAAACGUCUCCAUGUGUUUUCUCAAAAAUUAAUAUUGCCGAAGAUAUUGAAUUUAUUCUACUACGGUUGUUCGCGCUGUAGCAAAUUUCCGCAUUUAUUUGAUAAUAUUCUUUUAAGAAAAAACUAUAUUAACAAAAGUAUACAUUUCAGUGAAGUAUUGGGUAAUUCUCACAUUGUCUUUGUAUUAUCUACGUCGCGCUAACCUGCCAAUUUCUUAUAUUCAUGCGGGUAUCUGAUACCUUACUUUGGUACCACUGUGAUAAAUCGUCUGAUACUUUCAGAACUUUACUCUUCAGCAAUAUUCAUAAGAUAAUAUUAGAGGGAGCAACCUAAUCGUAUAUCGAUGCACAAAUAAGCAAUUUAUUCACUGUAACCUUGCACUAUUCUAAAUAAACUAUGUUAAACGUUGGUUUCCACUUUGCCGCAUAAGUAACAAAAUACGUAAAAGCAACUGCAUUUUUUAAAUAAUUUAAUCCGAACUAUAAAGAAACAUUAUUUAGUGGAAACAAACAGUUAAAUGACUGGUGUUGUUUUAAUGAAUAUUUCGAAACUCUUAUAACUUGAUUUCUAAAUAGGUAACAUUUAAUAUACAACAUCGUGCAUGUAUGAAUAUUUUUAAAUAAUUUCGCCGUACAAUCGUAUUGAUAGGGUUUUUGUUAUAGUAAAGCUUUGAUUCAGAAA
Messenger RNA from Dendroctonus ponderosae (mountain pine beetle), 9144 nucleotides. RefSeq lists its product as uncharacterized. Lineage: Eukaryota; Metazoa; Arthropoda; Insecta; Coleoptera; Curculionidae. Gene Ontology annotation, molecular function: serine-type endopeptidase activity. The record is from RefSeq and is a predicted model, not a curated record.